AUGUAAUAAUAAAUAAUAUUAGGUUCUAUUGUUUGUUUUGCUGCUUUCCUCUUGAUUAUUUUAAUCAUCGGAUGGGAUGUUGUAGAAAUCACAAACUGGGGGUUAAAGUGCAAUUCCAUUAGCAAACAAUGCGAUAAACAAAUCUAUGCUCCAGGCAGAUAUUUGGUAGGCCCCUUCAACUCCUUCUUUAAUUUUCCUGGCAGCAGACAAAGCAUAGAAUUUUCAGAUGACAAACGAGCCCAAAGUUAGCCCCUCAAAACUAGAACAGCUGAAGGUCUUACUCUUAGUUUGCAUGUGUCUUUUCAAUAUCAACUAAUCAAAAACGAAAUCGCUUAACUCUAUGCUAUGGGUGGACUUAAUUAUGAAGCAACAUUUAUAAGAAUGGCAAGAGAUACCAUUUUAUAAGCAGCUGGCAGAUUUGAAGCUCCCAGAUAUUGGACCAAUAGGAGAAACAUAACAGAAGUUAUGCAAAAAUAAUUGGAAGAAGAACUGAAAAAGGCUCAUGCCAAUUGUGUAUCUCUUCAAAUUCUGGACAUUGAAUUACCCGAUUAAUACGAAGAUUCAAUAGUCCAAACUUAAAUCGAAGUCCAAAAGAAAACUAUGAAAUAAUUUGAAUAAAAGGCACAAAUGAUUCUGAAUGACAUACUUGUUAUGAGGGCUGAAAAUGAUUAAGAAAUCUUUGCGAUCCAUGCAUAAGCCUAAGCAGAUGCCUUUACGAUCACUUAAGCAGCUUAAGCAACAGCAAAUAAAUUAUUAUUGGAAGCUGAAACUAAAGGAUAUGAGAUGAUAUAAAAAAACCUUGAACUUAGUUAAGAAGAAUUUAAUCAAUAUUUAUAUUGGAUUUCUAUCCUAAAAUAAACAAAAGCAAAACUGGUAUUCAAUCCAAACACUGUAUUAACUUUUAAUAUGAAUCAUAAUUGA
This is a messenger RNA of Paramecium octaurelia, 921 nucleotides long. NCBI's taxonomy places the organism in Eukaryota, Ciliophora, Oligohymenophorea, Peniculida, Parameciidae. The record is from the annotation of a GenBank genome assembly.